CUCCUAACACUGCAUCAGUGUACGUCUGCCGUUGUUGCCAUUAUUCGUUUGACAAUUAUAAAUACUCAUUAUUUAGAAAUUAUUCAUGUUUCUGUGAAUUACAGCUACUGAAGAAAAAGUAAAACGUUAUCGUAUGUUACACAAAUUUUCACGAUGACGGAAAAAGUACGAAGAUAUGAGAAAAUUGAUUUUUUGGGCGAAGGACAGUUUGCUACAGUUUAUAAGGCCAAAGAUAUUGAAACAAAUAAUAUUGUAGCUGUGAAAAAGAUUAAAGUAGGAAGUCGCGCAGAAGCCAGAGAUGGUAUAAACAGGACUGCUUUACGCGAGAUCAAACUGUUGCAAGAAUUAAAGCAUGACAAUAUCAUUGGUCUAUUGGAUGUCUUUGGCUAUAAAUCAAAUGUAUCAUUAGUGUUUGACUUCAUGGAUACUGAUCUGGAAGUAAUAAUAAAGGAUAGCAACAUAGUUCUAACUCCGCCUAAUAUCAAGGCAUAUAUGAUCCAAACACUGCAAGGAUUGGAUUACCUUCACUUUAAUUGGAUACUCCAUAGAGAUUUAAAGCCAAACAAUUUAUUAGUGAAUUCAGAAGGUGUUCUGAAGAUUGGAGACUUUGGCUUAGCAAAAUUCUUUGGCUCACCUAAUCGAAUAAAUACUCAUCAAGUAGUCACUAGAUGGUAUAGAGCACCUGAAUUACUUUAUGGAGCUAGACUUUAUGGAACUGCUAUUGAUAUGUGGGCUGCGGGUUGUAUAUUAGCUGAGCUUUUGCUGCGAGUACCAUUUUUGCCUGGCGAAUCCGAUUUAGAUCAGCUCACAAGGAUAUUUCAGACAUUAGGUACUCCAACGGAAGAAACGUGGCCGGGUAUGCUUGAAUUACCGGAUUUUAUUCAAUUCAAGCCCUUUCCCGGGACGCCGUUGAAGCACAUAUUUACCGCCGCCGGUGAUGACCUUUUAGAUUUAAUCGCUAGCCUUUUAAACGUGAAUCCACUAGAAAGAUGUACAUGCGAUCAAGCGCUGCAGAUGCCGUAUUUCAGCAAUAAGCCCGCUCCAACACCUGGGCCCAAGUUACCUCUGCCUACAGCUAUUAAACGGCAACCGGAAGAAAGGCCCAGCCUGAAGAGGAAAUUACUGGAAUCGGCGGACGGUGCUUCGUUAGCCAAAAGAUUGCAAUUUUAACGAUAAUUGAUAUUAGAACAAAUAAAAUUGUUCUAAUAUCAUCAUAAAAAAUUUCUGUAAUAAAUCAGUCAAGAUAUCCUGUUGUUUCAUCGAUCUGUAAUCUACAAUAAGUGGCAAGUUCAAAAAGAUUACAGGAACAGAUAUCUGUAAUCUGAUACUGCAUGUGCAAGUGUAUCACAUUGCAACGGACAAUUUUGUACAAUAAAAGUACAUUACUUAAAUUUUUAUGAUAAUGAUAUAUACUCGUGUGUCUAUACACAUACAAGAAGCAUGUGUGAUUGUACAUUAAGGCAAAUCUGAUUCUAAUAAUCUGAUAUUGAAACAAUAUAUUUAAUAGAAUUAAUAGAUUAAUAGAAAUAUUAAUGCGGUAGUUUUACAUCUGAACGCAUCGCGCAGGUGUUUUGUGACAAUAAUAAUAAUCUGUACGAGUGAAUGUGAGGGAGAAUGGGAUGAGAAUAUACAAUGGGUAGUAAUAAUGUUUGUUAAAAAAAUACAA
This is a messenger RNA of Odontomachus brunneus, 1666 nucleotides long. It is a transcript of the gene Cdk7, whose product is annotated as cyclin-dependent kinase 7. Gene Ontology annotation, molecular function: ATP binding; RNA polymerase II CTD heptapeptide repeat kinase activity; cyclin-dependent protein serine/threonine kinase activity. Bases 154 to 1170 code for a protein of 338 amino acids. NCBI's taxonomy places the organism in Eukaryota, Metazoa, Arthropoda, Insecta, Hymenoptera, Formicidae. The record is from RefSeq and is a predicted model, not a curated record. Gene Ontology annotation, cellular component: nucleus; transcription factor TFIIH holo complex; transcription factor TFIIK complex. Gene Ontology annotation, biological process: positive regulation of transcription by RNA polymerase II; protein phosphorylation. The transcript is spliced from 5 exons.